CAAAGAUUUCGGCGUUCUAUGCUGCCUCUCUAAAACCCUGAAUUAGGGCUUUUCCCGCCCUUGAAAGCUCCCGCUCCUUGUGUCGCGCAACCCAAUCCGGCGCCUCUAGUUUCCAUACACCAUCUGUGCAUUGUCGUGGAGGAAAAAAUGGUGUCUCCCAAGCAACUCUUGUCCGUGGUGGAGUCGACUUUGCUGGGACGGACUACGCCCACGGCCGCUCAGAGAAUCGAGCUCCUUCACGCCAUUCGCCACUCUUACCCCUCUCUCAAGUCUCUCCUCUCUUACUCGCCCCCAAAACCAUCAGACAGAGCUCAAGUCCAGUCGAAAGAAGUGAGACUGCCAGAUGCUGGGCCAAUCUCUCUUGAUGACCAGGAUGUUCAAAUCACAUUAAAAUUAAGUGAAGACCUGCAUCUCAAUGAAAUGGACGCUGUGCGUUUGCUUGUUUCAGCCAAUCAAGAGUGGGGAUUGCUGGGUCGAGAGCCAUUAGAGAUCUUUCGCUUUGCUGCGGGACUUUGGUAUACGGAGAGGAGAGAUUUAUUAACAGCAAUGUACAUGCUUUUGAGGUUUGUUGUCCUUGACCAGGGUCUUGAAGCUGAUCUUGUAUCUGACAUCCAUAGUUAUUUACAAGAUCUCAUAUCUUCUGGACUUCGACAGCGGUUGAUUGCACUUAUGAAGGAACUCCGAAGAGAAGAGCCAGCCGGUUUAGGAGGACCCAAUUGUGAGAGCUACAUUCUUGACUCAAGGGGUGCUCUAGUAGAAAGGAAAGCAGUAAUCACUAGGGAAAGGCUCAUUAUUGGUCAUUGCCUUGUUCUUUCGAUUUUGGUUGCUCGUGCAGAUUCUAAAGAUGUUAAAGACAUUUUUCUUGCUCUAAAAGAGAGUGCCAGUGAAUACAGUGGGGCCACAGAUUCCCUGAAGCAUCAGGUGAUGGUGGCCGGAAAUGAUCCUGUAGUUGAAGGCUUUGUUGAUUGUGUUAGACUUGCAUGGGUUGUACAUUUGUUGUUGGUAAAAGAUGGAAAUGAUGGUAAGGAGAUGAUAGCUACUUCGUCGUCAAAUGAUGUGAAAAAUAUUUGCUCAUGCUUGGAAGUCAUUUUUGCCAAUAAUGUAUUCCAGUUUUGGCUGGAUAAGAUUCUUCGCAGUGCAGCAUAUCAGAAUGAUGAUGAGGAUAUGAUCUACAUUUACAAUGGUUAUCUCCACAAACAAAUGACAUGCUUGCUUUCACAUCCCAUAGCCAUAGGCAAGGUAAAUGAAGCAAAAGAGAAGGCUAUGGCUAUACUUAGUCCGUACUCCUCUGCUGCCACACAUAAUCAGAUGACUCUAGACAGUGGAAAUCCUCAAGAGACUAACAGAGUUGGUCAGCAACCUUUUGUCUCCUUACUGGAGUUUGUGAGUGAGAUUUAUCAGAAGGAACCUGAGCUACUGUCUAGUAAUGAUGUUAUUUGGACGUUUGUGAAGAUUUCUGGCGAGGGUCACACUAAUUUUCAAACACUUGUGGCAUUUUUGAAAAUGCUGAGUACCUUGGCUUGUAAUCCGGAGAGCGCUUCCAAAGUAUUUGAGUUGCUUCAGGGGAAAACAUUUCACUCCAUUAGGUGGAACACCUUAUUCGACUGCUUAUCCAUUUAUGAAGAAAAGUUCAGACACUCUGCUCACAGUCCUGGAGCACUAGUACCAGAGUUUCAGGAAGGGGAUGCCAAAGCACUAGUUGCAUACUUGAAUGUUCUACAAAAGGUUGUGGAUAAUGGGAGUCCCACUGAAAGGACGAAGUGGUUUCCUGAUAUGGAGCCAUUGUUCAAACUCCUCGGCUAUGAGAAUGUGCCUGCUUAUCUCAAGGGUGCGUUGCGUGGUGCUAUUGCUUCAUUUGUCCAUGUAUCUCCUGAUAUGAAAGAUACAAUUUGGAGGUACUUGGAGCAGUAUGACCUACCAGUGGUUGUUGGGCCAAAUGCAGGGAGCACCGGACAUGCAAUGGAUGCACAGGUUUAUGAUAUGAGAUUUGAGUUGAAUGAAAUUGAAGCACGGCGGGAGCAAUACCCUUCGACUAUAUCAUUUAUAAAUCUCCUAAAUACUCUUAUUGCUGAGGAAAGGGAUGUCAGUGACAGAGGACAUAGAUUCAUUGGCAUCUUCAGAUUUAUAUAUGAUCAUGUAUUUGGUCCAUUCCCUCAGAGAGCUUAUGCGGAUCAUUGUGAGAAAUGGCAACUUGUUGUAGCUUGUCUUAAGCAUUUUCAGAUGAUGUUAAGCAUGUAUGAUCUUGGAGAAGAUGAUAGUGAUGCUACUGCUGAUCAGUCUCAAACUUCCAUAAUGAUUCAGUCUUCUCCUGUUAAUAUGCAACUUCCUGUUGUAGAAAUUAUGAAGGAUUUUAUGAGUGGAAAAACCCUGUUCCGUAAUAUUAUGGGUAUUGUUUUACCAGGGGUUAAUUAUCUAAUCGUUGAAAGAACAAAUCAAGUUUAUGGGCAACUGCUUGAAAAAGCUGUUUUGCUCGCUUUGGAAAUCAUUAUUCUUGUUAUGGAAAAAGACACCAUUGUUUCUGACCUUUGGCGCCCUCUGUAUCAGCCUUUGGAUGUCGUACUCUCUCAAGAUCACAAUCAGAUUGUAACUUUGUUGGAAUACGUACGAUAUGAUGUUCAGCCUCAGAUCCAGAUCUGCUCCAUCAAAAUUUUGACCAUUCUAAGUUCAAGGAUCAUUGGGCUAUCACAGUUGCUGCUAAAAUCAAACUCUGCAAACAGUUUGAUUGAGGAUUAUGCAACCUGCUUAGAGCUGCGCUCUGAGGAAGGUCAAAUUUUUGACGAUAGCAGCAUGGAUCCUGGCGUUCUGAUUAUGCAACUGCUCAUUGACAAUAUCGAUAGACCAGCUCCCAACAUCACUCAUCUAUUGCUUAAAUUUGAUCCCUGUCGAAAGGACUUAUCUUCAGCCAAAAUUUCAUUACAGGUCAUUCUCCAAGUUUUGGAUGAGCUUUCUAAACCUGAAGUCAAUGCUUUGCUUCAUGAAUUUGGUUUUCAGCUCAUUUAUGAAUUGUGCGUGGAUCCACUGACUUCAGCUCCUACUAUGGAUUUGUUAUGCACCAAAAAGUACCAGUUCUUUGUAAAGCACCUGAGUUCAAUUGGUGUUUCUCCCCUUCCAAAUAGAAACAACAGUCCAGCAUUUCGCAUCAGCUCUCUGCAUCAGAGAGCUUGGUUGUUGAAGCUUUUAACAGUAGAGUUGCAUUCAGCAGACAUGACUGAUUCCAAUCAUCGUGAAGCAUGCCAUAGCAUUCUCAUUGAGUUGUUUGGCCAGAGACUUACUAAAGAUGGCAUUGAUUGUGAUGCAUCUUCCUUCAUCCCUCAAAAUGAAAAGCAAAUUGCCGCAACUGGUUUAGUUAGCAAGGUUCUGGAAUUGCUUGAGGUUGUCCAAUUUGAUACUCCUGACAUCACAAUGAAACCAUCUGAUUUCAUCUCCAAUUCAAGAUACUCUUCUUUGGCUGAGGAUAUACUUACCAAUCCAUCAACCUCUGGGAGGGAUGUUUAUUAUCAUUCGGAGCGUGGGGAUCGUCUUAUUAAUUUGGCUUCUUUUAGAGAUAGACUUUGGCAGAAGUGCAAUUUGUAUAAUUCCCUGACGAGCUCAUCUGGAACUGAAGCUGAGUUGAACGGUAUAAGAGAAGCCAUCCAACAACUAUUAAAGUGGGGAUGGAAAUACAACAAAAACCUUGAAGAACAAGCUGCCCAGCUUCAUAUGUUAACAAGCUGGUCUCAGAUUGUCGAGGUUUCUGCAUCCCAGAGGAUUUCAUUCCUUGAGAACCGAACUGAAAUACUGUUCCAAUUGCUAGAUUCUUCGCUGGGCUUUUCUGGUUCUCCUUCCUGUUCUUUAAAGAUGGCACAAAUAUUGACCCAGGUUGCUCUCACAUGCAUGGCCAAAAUACGUGAUGAAAGAUAUGUCUUCCCAAGUGGCCUAACUUUGGACAUGGUUACAUGUCUUGACAUUAUUAUGACAAAGCAAUUAUCAAAUGGGGCCUGUCACUCUAUAUUGUUCAAGAUUAUUAUGGCAAUUCUUAGACAUGAAUCUUCAGAAGCAUUGAGAAGGCGUCAAUAUGCGUUGCUUCUAAGUUACUUCCAGUACUGCCGGCACAUGUUUGAUUCAGAUGUCCCGACAACAAUUCUGCAAUUCCUUUCAGUUGAUGAGCAAGAUGGAGAUUUGGAUCUAGAAAAGAUUGACAAAGAUCAGGCUGAUUUGGCUCAUGCAAACUUUGCAAUACUGAGAAAGGAAGACCAGCUGAUUCUUAACUUGGUCAUAAAAGAUGCUACCCAGGGCAGUGAAUCUGUAAAAACAAUGGCAUUUUAUGUCCUGGAUGCAUUUGUCUGUGUAGAUCAUGAGAAAUUUUUCUUGAGUCAACUUCAGAGUAGAGGCUUCUUGAGGACAUGCUUCAUGAACAUCAGUAAUUUUUCCUAUCAGGAUGGUGGGUUAUCCAUAGAAUCUAGGCAGCGUCUUUGCACUCUUGAAGCGGAGCUUUCUUUGCUGCUGAGAAUCAGCCACAAAUAUGGGAAAUCUGGGUCUCAAUUGCUAUUUUCAAUGGGUUGUCUGCAGCAUGGAAAUUUUCGGCGCCCUGAUACCAGGAUUUCAAAAAGUUCUGUGGAUACAGAUAAGCAGCGAGUGGUGGUUGCUCCUACACUAAGAUUCUUCUUUUCAUUGACUGCACUGGUCGAUAGUUCUGAGUUCUUUGAGGUGAAGAAUAAAGUAGUCCGUGAAGUCAUAGAGUUCAUUAGAAGUCAUCGGCUUCUGUUUGAUCAAAUUCUGCACGAGAAUCUUUCAGACACGGAUGAAUUGAUUAUGGAACUUAUCAAUCUUGUCGUCGGUAUACUCAGCAAGGUUUGGCCUUAUGAAGAAAGUGAUGAAUCUGGAUUUAUUCAAGCGCUCUUCGGGAUGAUGCAUGCUCUUUUCUCCCGGGAUCCAAACAUUUUCAUUUCUUCCGGCCGAUCAGAGGUUCAGCAGAAAGCUGAUGUUACCAUAGCUCACCUCUGCUUUAGUUUGAGCUCGUAUCUCUAUUUUCUUGUUACCAAGAAGUCUCUAAGGCUGCGUGUUUCAGAUGGCGCCGUGGACAAUGAAGAAUCUACUAUGCUAAAGCAGCCCACACUGCUUUUGCUUGUUGUUUUCCUUGGUUCUGUGGCAACUGGAUUGGAAAAAGCUGCUGAAGAAAAAUAUUUACUUCUCAACAAGAUUAAGGAUAUCAAUGAGUUAUCAAGGCAAGAAGUUGAUGAAAUCCUCAAUUUGUAUGUAUCUCAAGAUAUCACUUCAACUUCUGGAAAUAUCCAACACAGGAGAUGUAAUGCCAUGGUGGCCAUGUGCUGGUUUGUCGGACACUGGAAUCGGCUUAUCAUGCUAUUGCUUCUACUCGCACAAAAUCUGAUGAACAUUAUCCUUACUCAUUUCCAUGAUAGUUCAUAUGCAUAUGGUAGCAGUCAGUCUCUGAAAGUGAUCACAUAUGACGGCUCACUCAACGCGAAAGAGGAUUUACCUUCACUUUGUGGAGAAUUGAUUCCGAUUCUUGAAAGGCUUGAAAUUGUCAGCGAGGAUAAAACAGGUCACAAUCUUAAAGUCUUCCGUAGGCUAGCUCGAUCUCUUAAGGAACUCUCAUUUCAGAAACUUGGGGCUUGAAUGAGUUGCUGUGUUGAAACGAACUACAAUGUUAACUCAUGUUGCCUAAUGUUCUGAGUGUUUAGAAAUUCAAAAGUGUAUGUAUAUUUGUUUCUCCAUGACAUGGACAUGUAAAGAGUUUGGAUUCCAGUUUUCUAGUGUUUCAUCCUUCUUCUCUGCUGCAGUCUUGGGAGGCGGCUGGUGAGAUAUUUUGUUGCCGCACCUGAGUUUAAGCCGAGACAGCCGUGUAAUUCCCAAUCACAAUUGGCAGUAUAUUUAUUUGGCCAAACGAUAAGAUUUUUAAAUUUUUUUCCAGCGGUUACACAAGUUUCCAAACCUAUAUUGGUAUGAUCUAUUCCACAUAUAUGAGAUUAUAGGAUUAGGUGUAAAAUUUAUUAUUAUCCGAAAGGUAGCUUCUCUUAAAUAUAUUCUUGAUAGUCGGAAGCGAGGUGUCUGCAGUGAUCAUUAAAUGGUAGAUGCUUGUGGUGUCAAUCUGUGUUUUGGAUGAACAUGACAUCCAUCUGCGAACAAUUUUAC
Striga asiatica is the source of this 6132-nucleotide messenger RNA. Lineage: Eukaryota; Viridiplantae; Streptophyta; Magnoliopsida; Lamiales; Orobanchaceae. The record is from the annotation of a GenBank genome assembly.